This is a messenger RNA of Mycosarcoma maydis (corn smut), 1680 nucleotides long. RefSeq lists its product as uncharacterized. The record is from RefSeq and is a predicted model, not a curated record. The coding region runs from base 1 to 1680 and encodes 559 amino acids. Gene Ontology annotation, biological process: transcription by RNA polymerase III. The transcript has a single exon. Gene Ontology annotation, molecular function: DNA binding. Gene Ontology annotation, cellular component: RNA polymerase III complex. NCBI's taxonomy places the organism in Eukaryota, Fungi, Basidiomycota, Ustilaginomycetes, Ustilaginales.
AUGUCGGAUCCAUCGCAACAGACCUCAGGUUCGUCUUCGACAGGACAAACCAACGAUGGCGCUCCAUCCGGUCGACUCACUCGACCUGCACGCCCACUUCCAGGCGUCGCUUCUCUUCGCGGCGCAGCUCCCUUACGAGGAGGCCCCGGUCGUGGAGCGUUCGUCUCAUCAAGCGCAUCUAUGGUCCCCUCACGAUCAUCCUAUGCUUCUUCUGCUCCUGGCGCACCUGGUCCGGCCACAAUGGGUUCCGGAACCCGCAUGCAAUUCCGUCCCGUCAUGCCCCAGCGUCGCAAAGCGUCCGAAUCACCUGCACCACCCUCGUCCAACACGAUCGAAUCUUCGAACGCUUCUUCACCGUCUUCACACUCAGGCAUUCGUGGUGGUAGAGGUCGCGGCCGAGGCGGGGCACGUCCGCCACGCCAACCAGUACAGAUGACCGCUUCAGGACCGUUUGCGCUAGGUCCAUCCGCCCGUCCAACAGGCAAGAAGAUCGUUCCCCUCGGGCCUGGAGGCUCUAGCCUCACUCCAGCUGGCAGCGCAGAUUCCAGCCGCAGCAAUACGCCUGCCAAAUUGGAUCCAGAUCGUGCAUCCUAUCGCAAUCCGGACAAGCUCAAGGAUGCCGAGCAAUACUCGGACCCAGAAGACGGUGAUAUAGAGAUCGUCGAUUUGGACGAAGUGCAUAUUCUUGAUGAGCUCGCACCGCGAGCGCUUCCCCGCGUCGCCGAAAAAGAGAGCAAGAAGGACAAGCAGAAAGCUGCCGAUGCUCGGCAGAAAAAGGUAGACGGCCGAAUCCUCAAAGAAGAACGUGAUGCUAACCCGAGUGCUGCAAUCCGGGUCAAAUCGGAAGAUCCAGACGAUAUAAUGGCCAGUUUGGAGCCAUCUUCAACAGUCAUCUCGAGCGCUUCUGUGACACCGCAACCCGAAGAUGCAUCAAAAAUCAACAGCGCUGACGCGCUCGAUCUGAGCGAAAGCGAAGGCGAGGAGCUCAUGGACGACCUCGUCGACGAUUUCGUCUUUCACGAUGACGACGAUGUUAAUCCAGAGAACCGACUAUACCUGUUUCAGUUUCCGCAGCUGUUUCCACACUUCAAGCCGCUCAAAAAAUCCAAGGCGACCGACAUCAAAGCAACAACCUCUACGACUGAUGCAUCGGCCAAACGUCGCAAUGUAUCCUUUGCCGAAGGUACGACCGGCGGACCUGGUCUUACUGGAAAAGACGACCCCUCCGCAACAGCCAGCAGUUCCGAGAUCGACUCGGACUCUGAUUCGUCCAUCGCAGACUCUGAAGCAGAUGACAAGAAGCACAAGUCAAAACUUUCCACCUCUUCCAAGGCCGAAGGCCUGAUUGGCAAGUUGAAUGUGUAUCGCGAUGGGCGAGUGUUCCUACGAUUUGGCCAAGAUUUGGUAAUGGAAGUGACGGGUGGAUCUCAAAGUACGUUCUUGCAACAGGUGAUGUUAUUGGAUUCCACCAACAGUACAGCGACAAAUUUGGGCGAAUUGCAUCGCAAGUUUAUCGUCAGUCCUGAAGUGGAUUGCAUGCUCAACGACAUCAGUCUAUAUGAUGAGGAGGUGAGGGAGCGGGAGGAGAGGAGGAGGAAGAGGGAUGAGGAGAAAGCGGAGGCGGAUAGAAUGAGAUACGGAGGCGCAGGAAGUGGAUUCGGCGGUCUUGGUGGUCGAUGA